CGACGUGGUGGUAUGUCUAUUAUAGUGUCAUUACCGUAUCCUAUUGAGAUAAUAUCGAACUGUAAUCAGGUGAAAAUUGAACGAGUAGUAUGCGAUGAGGAAAAGUUAGAGCCUUUCAAAAAAGACCAGUUCGAUCUCUUGUUGUCAUCCUUAUCUGCACAUUGGAUCAACGAUCUACCUCAGUGGUUUUGUCGUUGUUUCGAAAUUUUGAAGCCCGACUGCCCUAUUAUUGGUUCUCUGUUAGCGGAAGAUUCUCUUUACGAGUUGAGAUGUUCACUGCAAUUAGCUGAGAUGGAGCGCACUGGCGGGGUUGGAUUGCACGUUUCUCCCUUCAUCAAGCCUCAAGAUAUCGGCAGUCUACUGAACAAGGCUGGGUUCGACCUGGUCACACUUGACAGCGACGAAGUUCAGGUUGGAUAUCCUCACAUGAUGGCACUGAUGUACGAUUUGCAACUGAUGGCUGAAUCACAUUGCACAUUCUCGCGAAGUCGGACUAUACGAAGAGACGUUCUAUUGGCAGCUGAUGCCAUAUAUAGAGUAGGUCAAUUCGAUCGGAGCACUCAGGCAGCAUUUUCAAGCCAUGGUGCUGCUCAUAUUGGCAAAACUUUUUUUGAAAGGAAAGGAGUAUCAAAGGUUUGGUAG
This is a messenger RNA of Haemonchus placei, 642 nucleotides long. The record is from the annotation of a GenBank genome assembly. Lineage: Eukaryota; Metazoa; Nematoda; Chromadorea; Rhabditida; Trichostrongylidae.